AGGUAUAAAAUGGGCCACAUCGCCGGGUGUUCAUCAGUUCUCUCCGAAUCGUCGAGUGAGCAACAUGAACGGAGUGAAGACGCUGUGUAUUUUGGGUCUGGUUCUCCUGAGCUUGGCUGCAAACCAAGUAGCCGACGGACAGGUAGUAGGAGGUGUCAGCCAGUUGGAGGGAUCCGAAAGGAAAGAGGCACUCGAUCUGCUGGACGGCACCCUCGCCAAGUUGGCCACCGGAGAUGGUCCCAGCUACAAGGCAAUUAAUGUGACCUCUGUGACGGGUCAGGUCGUAGCUGGAACACUCAACACCUACGAGGUCCAGCUGGAUAAUGGAUCCGACAAAAAACAGUGCACGGUGAAGAUCUGGACGCGGCCCUGGCUAAAGGAGAACGGCACCAACAUCAAGAUCAAGUGCGCUGGUGACGAUGGCGAACUGGACCGCACCUGGUAAAAGUGUGUAUGAAACAGUAGCACUUUUCUGGGGCCUGUGAAUGGUUAAAUAAAAAGCCAAGAUACACGUGAAUUAAAAAUCUAAUUUUGUAUUACUUUGGGUCUUUAAAAUAGCUUAGAAUAAUAGUGUACGUUACAUCAUUAAACUAUUCACAUUGCAAA
This is a messenger RNA of Drosophila erecta, 606 nucleotides long. Its product is annotated as cystatin-like protein. NCBI's taxonomy places the organism in Eukaryota, Metazoa, Arthropoda, Insecta, Diptera, Drosophilidae. Gene Ontology annotation, molecular function: cysteine-type endopeptidase inhibitor activity. The coding region runs from base 65 to 445 and encodes 126 amino acids. The transcript is spliced from 2 exons. The record is from RefSeq and is a predicted model, not a curated record.